AGCGGGAGGAGGAGCUGCGGCUUCAGCGGCCACUCGGGCAGGUCGGCGGCGCCACGGGAAGCCGCCGACGGCGCGGGCUGCCUGUCCCAGCGCGCAGGAGGCGCGCGGGCGGCGCUGGGGCCAUGGAGCCUGGUGACGCGGCACGCCUCGGCCCGGAGCGGGUGGUUCGGGCGCUGCCACCGCGGCUGCUGCUGCUGCCGCUGCUCCCGCUGCUGCUGGGUCGGGGGCUGCGCGCGGCGGCCUCGGCCUCCUCCUCUGGGGCGGCGGCCGAGGACAGCAGCGCCAUGGAGGAGCUCGCCACGGAGAAGGAGGCGGAGGAGAGCCACCGGCAGGACAGCGUGAGCCUGCUCACCUUCAUCCUGCUGCUCACGCUCACCAUCCUCACCAUCUGGCUCUUCAAGCACCGCCGGGUGCGCUUCCUGCACGAGACCGGGCUGGCCAUGAUCUACGGGCUCAUCGUCGGGGUGAUCCUGAGGUACGGCACCACUGCCACCAGUGGUCAUGACAAGUCACUCAGCUGCACUCAGGAAGACAGGGCCUUCAGCACCUUAUUAGUGAAUGUCAGCGGGAAGUUCUUCGAAUACACCCUGAAAGGAGAAAUCAGCCCUGGCAAGGUCAACAGUGUAGAGCAGAAUGACAUGCUGAGGAAGGUAACAUUUGAUCCAGAGGUCUUUUUCAACAUUCUGCUGCCUCCAAUUAUUUUCCAUGCUGGAUACAGUUUAAAGAAGAGACACUUUUUCAGAAACCUUGGGUCUAUUCUGGCCUAUGCCUUCUUGGGGACUGCCGUUUCCUGCUUCAUUAUCGGAAAUCUCAUGUAUGGUGUGGUGAAGCUCAUGAAGAUUGUGGGGCAGCUCUCGGAUAAAUUUUACUACACGGAUUGUCUCUUUUUUGGAGCAGUUAUCUCUGCUACUGACCCAGUGACUGUCCUGGCGAUAUUUAAUGAAUUGCAUGCAGAUGUGGACCUUUACGCACUUCUGUUUGGAGAAAGUGUCCUAAAUGAUGCUGUUGCCAUUGUACUGUCCUCGUCUAUUGUUGCCUACCAGCCAGCGGGGCUGAACACUCACGCCUUUGAUGCUGCUGCCUUUUUUAAGUCAGUUGGCAUUUUUCUAGGUAUAUUUAGUGGCUCUUUUACCAUGGGAGCUGUGACUGGUGUUGUGACUGCUCUAGUGACCAAGUUUACCAAGCUGCACUGCUUCCCCCUGCUGGAGACGGCGCUCUUCUUCCUGAUGUCGUGGAGCACCUUCCUUUUGGCAGAAGCCUGUGGGUUUACCGGCGUUGUAGCUGUCCUUUUCUGUGGAAUCACACAAGCUCAUUACACCUACAACAAUCUGUCGGUGGAAUCAAGAAGUCGAACGAAGCAGCUCUUUGAGGUGUUACACUUCCUGGCAGAGAACUUCAUCUUCUCCUACAUGGGCCUGGCGCUGUUUACCUUCCAGAAGCACGUUUUCAGCCCCGUUUUCAUCAUUGGAGCUUUUGUUGCCAUCUUCCUGGGAAGAGCUGCACACAUCUACCCGCUCUCCUUCUUCCUCAACUUGGGCAGAAGGCACAAGAUUGGCUGGAAUUUUCAACACAUGAUGAUGUUUUCAGGCCUCAGGGGAGCGAUGGCAUUUGCACUGGCUAUUCGAGACACGGCAUCCUACGCACGCCAGAUGAUGUUCACAACCACCCUCCUCAUUGUCUUCUUCACCGUCUGGAUCAUUGGUGGAGGCACGACGCCCAUGUUGUCAUGGCUUAAUAUAAGAGUUGGUGUUGAUCCAGAUCAAGACCCACCACCCAACAAUGACAGCUUCCAAGUCUUACAAGGGGAUGGUCCAGAUACUGCCAGAGGAAACCGGACAAAGCAGGAGAGUGCAUGGCUAUUCAGGUUGUGGUACAGCUUUGACCACAAUUACUUGAAGCCCAUCCUCACACACAGUGGCCCCCCAUUAACCACCACUCUCCCAGCCUGGUGUGGCUUGCUCGCUCGAUGUCUGACCAGUCCCCAGGUGUACGACAACCAAGAGCCGCUGAGAGAGGAAGACUCUGAUUUCAUCCUGACCGAGGGCGACCUCACCUUGACCUACGGGGACAGCACAGUGACUGCGAACGGCUCCUCAAGCUCCCACGCAGCCCCCACGAGCGCCGAGGAGGUGCUGGAACGAGACCUGGGAAUGGGAGAGCAGAAGGUUUCCAGCCGGGGCACCCGCCUGGUGUUUCCCCUGGAGGAUAACGCGUGACUCCCCGCCCCGAGCCCUGAGUGACGGGGUAGGCCCACUGGCGGGAUGAGGAUGGCUGCGAGCUUGACGUGGGGACUUGACUGAAUGGAACUAAACACUUCUAUUUUAUUGGGGUCUGAAGAUAUCUUCACAUUUAAAAUUUAACCCAAGACGCAGCUAGUGGGGCUAAAGUGUCUCUAAAUCAAGACAAAUGCAGACCUAUUCCCACUUUGUUCACGUAGUAGUGCGCUGUUCAGAGUUAAACAAACAAACAAACUAAUAGCAUGCUUUAAUGCUCUCUUCAUUCAUUCACCUGCAGAUCUGAACAAGAUGUGGCAGGUUGAAGAACUCCUGGGGGUUCUUCCCAGGAGAGGCUUCAUAUCCAGACACAGAGAUGCAGGUCUAGCUGGUUGUAGGAAUAGCAAGGGGGGGAACAGGCUAGAAAAAGACCGUGAGGGAAGGCAGUUGAGAUUGGACCUCCAAGGAUUGUGAGGAGCUGGUGUUAAACGGGCCAGAAAACAUGAAAAAGCAAUUUGAGUGGAGGCUCCAGCAGCGAGGCUGCGUGACUGCACCCUCCUAUCAGGAUUCCUGCCCUUUUUGGCUACCUGUGUUUCCUCUAGACUGAAGGUUGGAAAAUAUGUCCAUGAACAUUUCAACAUGGGGGAACGAAUUCCAAUUCCUUCUCUGGAAAUCUCCAUAAAGAAGAAGUUAUUGAAAUGUUUGAAACCAAAGGCAAAAUAGUGUUAUACUGUUGUUUUUAAUUAAUCUGAGGACAGGAGGAACUGUUUAGAAACUGAUGGUGAUAUCACUGCAAAAAUCAGUCAGUUCUUGAAGGCUCCCAUAUGAGCUGACUGCCUGGAAAACGAUUAAUAGGACUGGGUUCUAUUGUGGAUUUAGAAAUAACACCACAAUUUGUGGGGUGCAAUUUAACUAGGGAAGAGAAGGCAGUAAGAAGCCUAAGAGGGAACAAGCUAGUAUUCGGAGGGAAGAAAUCUCACUGCAAACAAAACUAACUGCAAAAAAAAUACAAGAUAGUAUUCUUACGACUGAGUAGAAUUCCAAACUUUGAGCUAAUAAAUACAUGAGAUUUCAGUGGCCACAUGGGGAAUCAGAGGCAAGUCAAUGAAAAGUUCAGCAUUAUUCACCUUGAUGGAAGGUUCUGUCUACUGUAGACAGAUUAAGAAUCCAGAUGUCUUGACAUUGAAUGCCAUGUAGAGAAGGGCCAUUUUCUUGGUAUCUGGGGAGCCUUGCACCAGCUUAAUGUGUAAGUGUGCUUUAAAAUUUAGGUUUUUAGCUUGGGUUCUUUGUGGAUGAGCUGUUCCACCUGCCCGCACCUGCAGUAGGUGAAAUACUGAGAGAACUCUUGGAAACCAAGUUUGAGAUUCUCCCCAUGUCUCUAUGCUUCAGUGCUAGUAUAUUUGAAAACCCAAUUUCUAAAAAAUGCUUUCAUAAAAUGUGGGCAUUUUUCUUAUUAUGGCAGACAAAAUAGUGGCCCAGUUCAGUCUAGGACACCCAUAAUGAAGUCAGUCAUUUAAUCUUCUUGACUCGCAUUUUUAAUGGUUAAUUUUUAAAUAAGACAUUACUUGAUACUUUGUUUUUGAAUUGAUAAUUUAUGCAAACCAGGAAAAUUUUAUUAUUAGGUUAAGCCAUAUGAAAUUGCUGACAUUCAACCAUUUAAAAAAAAUAGGGCAAUUUCAUAUGGUUCAAUAUAAUAUAAUUGAAUCAUUUUUAUUCCUCUCUUUCCUUCGUAUCUACACUAAAGUCCAUUUUGAUUUUAUGGUCAUCCAUGGGCUUUGUCCUCUUCACUGCAAACAUUUUAUUCUAACCUACUUAAAUAUAAGUAAAUGGAGAUUUGCUAAGGCUAAAAGUUAGCUAGGUUUGUAAUUAUGUGGUUGGAUUUUUUAUUCAGUGGAUCAGAGUGAAUCACUGACCUGUCGUCCUAAUUUUGGUUUGCAAGAUGUGGAGAUUAAUCCUGACCUUACCAGGGGUCAUGGGAAGUGAGUCCACUCAUCAACAUGCUUCCACCUCUCAGAAGCAUCAUGCCUGUGCUGAGUGGCAAAAAAGUAGGCCUGAAAUCACCUCACUCAAGGCUGAGUGUGUGUUGCCAGUCUGGCAGAAAUCAGAUCGAAACUGCUAAGUAAUGGUACAUCCAGCUGAAGAAAGUUCCCCUGAGAGAGUAAUCCCAAGUCAUCUUAUAAACAUGUUUGUUCUGGGUUAGGGGGAUGACAGUUCAGUAGUCGAAUGCUCUAGAGCACAGGUUCUCAACCCUGGCUGCACAUUAGGAUUACCUGGCCAGUUUUUAAAACUAUUGAUGCUAGGGCCCUACCCUCAGAGAUUCAGAUUCAGUAGGUUUGGGGUGGGGCCUGGCUGCCAUGCUUUGUUCUAGAUCCUCAAGGAUUCUAAUACACAGCUAGGGUUGAGAGUCUCUAGUCUAGAACUUGCAGUGGACCCUAUUUGGAACCUUAAAGAAUGGCCUAGCAAUGAACGUUUUAUUUUAGUUGUUAGUCAUGUGGAACAAACAGUUGUUGAUCGGUAAUACAGACUGGGCAGCUGUGAGAGUUUCAUGCUAAUCUUUGCAGAAGUCAGGAAUGUACCUCUUAAAGUGCAACCUAGGGCUUCCCUGGUGGUGCAGUGGUUGAGAGUCCGCCUGCCGAUGCAGGGGACGCGGGUUCGUGCCCUGGUCCGGGAAGAUCCCACAUGCCGCGGAGCAGCUGGGCCUGUGAGCCAUGGCCACUGAGCCUGCGCGUCUGGAGCCUGUGCUCCACAACGGGAGAGGCCACAACAGUGAGAGGCCCGCAUACCACACACACACAAAAAAAAGUGCAACCUAAAAGGUCACUUUUGAAAACCUUAGAGCGUGAGAAGGAGAGAUGGGCAACUUGAGUGUAUGUUUGGCGGGGGGGGGGGGGAUUAAAAACCUGUCAUGUUUGCCCCCAUCUGUGGGAAAAAAGGGGUUUUGUCUUAACUGAGCUGCAGACUAAUCAAAUGUGAAGGUUUCUGAGAUGGUAUCUUUGCAGUUUAACCUGAGAUUAUAUUAAUAGUCCCCAUUGCAGUCAAGUGAACUUUCUUUCUCUUCACACUUUACUUGUCCCCAUGCCUGCAUCCACGAUGGACUCCUCAGGGUAAGGAUGGGCCCAUUUAUUGCCUGAGCAGAGGCCCCGUAUUAAGUGGAAAGUUGUGGUCACUUUGCUGUCACGUGGGGGUGGUGUCGGUAGCAGGUGAUUAAGGAGAUGCAAACUUUUGUGUAGCACUGACACAGGAAAGACAAAAACGCCUGCAAUUCCUUUUCAUACUCUUUUUGGGGACUACAAGGAGAACUGAACUAAAGAAGGAAAUUUGGAAUUUAAAGAAAUUUGGUAUUUCUUCCUAGGAAACAGGUAUAGGAAGGGCAUAUGUGAUUAAGUGGACUCUGACCAUCAGGACUCAGAGUGACCAGACAAAGCAUUGAUGCCCUGCAGCCCAAAAUCACGCUGCGACAUCAAAUGUUUCAUCAAGCAAACAGCAAGGCGCUCUUUACGCCGUGUUCUCUAGACCUGAAAAUGUCCUUCAUGGUUCAGUUGACAAAAUCUCUUUAGAAAACCUGAAAAAAUGUUAUCUCAGCUAUCCGCGAACAUUUCAGUCUCGGGCAAAGAAGUAAUGGUUCUUUCCAAAACAGAAGUCUGUUUCACGCACACACCUCCCAACCCCCAUCAUAGCUCUCCCUUUCUAUGUCCAGAGUGGAAGUUAAUGUUAUCAUGUCAGCUAUUUAAUGUGAACAAAAUGAUUGCUAAAUGUAGAAACACCACUGAUGCGCUCAGGGGAGGUUGCUGGCAGGGCAAACAAGCAACUCAUCAGAGGGGAAAAUCAUCCGCUUGGAAACCUACCUUGGUACCCAUUGCGAGUUCUAAGAGGUAGAUCAGAAAGCUGAUUUUCCCAUCUGCUAUAAAAUGCAAUCUGGACUGAGAGCAUCUGGAAAGUCAGCUUUCUGAUUCAGUAAGUAUAUGACUCCUUAUUCCACUUCAGAAAUGGGACACUUGACAGGUUUCGUGCCUGCUUUUUGAUGUUGCUUCUGUAGGUGAAUUAGUGUAGGAGCUAGUCUGUCAAAUACAGUAGACUGGUAUCAUUGAAUUCUGAUCUCUUCUGUUGUUUUUUUAAAUGAGAAUCUGGCUCACCAGUGUCAAUUGCUGCGUUCUGAUACAGUAAAUUGAGGGCAUCUAGUGGCCAAGAGUUAGAGUUUAGAAACGACCCACCUGAAUGCUGCUUUCACCAUGUGGAUACCUCAAAAGACCUUCCCUCUUUCUAAAACCUAAUAAGAACAAUCUACAGAGAAAUAUUCUGGAAACCAAUGCUAGUGUCUAACGAGGAAAAGCAAGUAGGCUCUUUGACAAGCCUUUCAAAACGAGACCUAGAAAGAAACCAUUUUUUUCCAGUUCCAAGUUUCAUAAGCAGAGUUUUUAUAAAUUAACAAACCCAUCUUGUCAGCCAGUGCUAGCAGAAAUUGUAAAGAGCAAAACCAAAGUUUUUGAUGUCAGUUUUAUUUUUGUAAGCAGGGUAUAGUCUAACCAUGGCCCACAUGGCACACACAGGCAGCCAGUUUUCUGCUACAUGAACCUUGGAAAAGAUGAGAAGGGAGGGCUGCCUGUUCUGCUGCCCUUUGUAAAGGUGUGUACCAGACAUGAGAGUGCUCGGGAGAGGGAGAGGUUACCUUCUCAUCCUGAUGGCCACCUUUUCAAAUGGGUUCACAGAACUGCCACAUGUCAUGGUCAGCUCAACUCUUGGCCAGUGGAAAAUUAUCUGGGCCUGUAUGUGUUGGGGCAACUCAGGUGGAAAAGGACUUGGAAACAGCGUGAAGAACUCUACAUCUGCUGUCUAAAGCACUUCAAAAAAGUUAAGAUCCCAGUGUUACUGGCUGAGUAUCUAGCUGCAUGGACAUUUGGGGGUUGACUUUAGUUGUGAUUAUUCCAGCUUUGGGCUUUGGAGAAGCAGUGGGAUGAUUUUCAGUCAUGCGGGUGUUAAGUCUAUGGAUUUGGAAUUUGUCCCUGAAAUCACUCAUUCGAAGUAUGACUUCAUGGUAGGGUCACCUCCUAGGUUUUUUAUUUUUUACAUAAAAUACAUCUGGUACUUCUUACUUAGGAAGUUUUACUAUGUCUAUUAAAAUGAUUAAAUGGGAAGGCCACCAAGAUUCAUUUAAUAGCUGAAAAGCAGUUUUUUAAAUAGAAUAGGAUGAAUUUAAUAUGGGCUGAUGUGACCUUCUGGGGAAUUUUUUUAUAGAGAGCUUACUUACAUACUGUAAUUGGGGAAAUUUUUGUCUUUUACUUCCAUUCAACAGUAGCAAACUGGUGGCUUUAUAAAAUUAACAUAGGAUGUUAUAUAAACAUGUUAUAUAAAAUAAUAUUAAAGUAUGUCUGACUGUGAAAAAGUGAAGACUUGGAGUUAUCGGCAACUUUUAUUUAUGUGCAAUAAGAAAAACUGGAGUUAGGCCCCCAAAGUGCUCCCUUUCCCUAGCAUUUUACUUAAUGUUUGCCUUUGUGUAUAUGUUUAGAUUGAUAUUAUAAAGCUAGCUACAUGUUUUCCUGCCUUUACUGAUAUUUAACACAUUUUUCUCAAAGCUUUUUUUUUUAACAAAACUCAAAAUAAAAAGAUUAACUGGGUGAGCUCAUCUUGCUUUGUAUUUCUAAAAGUAUUGUCCGUUAGUAGAAGAAUGCAGUAUGAUCCUGUUCUUAGUCUGUUUCUUUCCCUCACAGAGAGGUUCUGUUCUGGGUGGAAGCUAUUCCUCUCCAACUUCAUUUAGAACAGAGAUUGACAAAUUACGGCAGCCCCUGGACCAAAUCCAGCCUACUGCUUGUUUUUGUAAAUAAAGUUUUAUUGGCACACACUCCACUCACUCAUUUGCAUACUGUCUGUGACUGCUUUCACGCAGAGCUGAGGAGUUGUAACAGCAGUGAACAACUAGCUGCUCAUAAAGCCUGAACUAUUUACUAUCAGGGUCUUUACAGAAAAGUUUUUUGCUGACCCCUAAUUGAGAUGCUUGAAAAUUUUUAGUUUUAAAAUUAGAUCUAAAAAUCACAGCAACAGAUUUUUUUUUUAGAUGUUAAAAAUGUGCCUUAGGAUGAAAAGAAACACUUUAAACCUGGUCUCUGCCUGUGACUUCUCCUGGCCUGCAAUCAUCUUUAACAGGCUUUGAGUGUUGGCUAGUUGCUAAGAUUAUUGAGCUCGCUAUAGUUUCCUUCAUAGUCUUUGUGUUCUUUUGUAUGUAGACUAGCUUUUCCCUAAACCAUGCAAUUGAACUACAUCAUAACAGAGCAAAACCAAAUCUUGUCAUUAACAGUGACUCCAGAGUCAUUUAAUAAUAUAAUUUACAAAAACAUCAGAUAGAACAAUUUAAAAGCAAAAAUUUCUUUCAGUUCAUUAGGGUUCUCCCACCCCAGGGAGAGAAAUUACUUUUUAAAAAUCCAUUCAAGGGUCGGGGUGAGGGGAGCUAUUUGAAUUAGAGCUGGAUGAGUCAGAUUUUAAAAAAUACCACCCAGACCUUUUAUUUAAUAUUAAGUAAUUUAAUCAAGAUACACAGGACUGCACUUGAACCUUAUUCACAUUGAUGUUUUGUCCAGACACCUGCUGAUGGGAAAUGGUACCAAAUCACGUCUCUUCUUUGUUCUGAGAACGCCUUGUUGACAUGGCUCCAGCAGAGGCAGGGUCAGGCUGGGAACUAAAGCUCUUCCUAUUUUAUUGCCAUAAUUAUCCACAUUGCACUGUCACUUCCUUACUGGAAACUUCAUUUCAACCAAUGUGUCAGUCAUUAUUUAACAGCUCAUAAUAUUCCUGCUCCGCAGAAUAGCACAGCAGUUGGUACCAAGUCAAGCCCCAGUCUCUGACAGUGUGAUAGGCUGCCUCCACAGCAUGGCUUCUCCAAUGCUGGGACAACGUGCUGAGUGGCCUGGUUCGUGGUGACUGACCUGGAAGGGAAGGAACAAAGGAUGUUUGAACUUCAGAACACAGAAAUCCACGGAAAGCCUGUUGAACCUUGAUGACAUAAGGCCUCUUAAAUAUGAAACCUAUAAUCUUCCCUACCUAAGCUGCAUUAUCCAAUGCUGUAGACCCAUACAGAAUCAGUAUCUAUCAUUUCUGCUUGUGACCCAAGAGGUGUUUGGUGAGGAUAAAGAUAGGGGCACCUCUCUCAGUGUGACUGUGCUUUCUGCAGCUGCUGCUGUGGGGCGCCUGUUGAGAAGAAAACUUUCUGAGACCUGCUGGGUAGAGUGGGGUAAGGGCUGGGACUGCAGCUGUACCUUUAGGCACCGACCAUGCAACCAUCCACCUUUCACUUGUGUACUGGUUCAUAUGUGCGAAAUAAAUCAUGCCAACACGAUCAGCUGUUCUGUAAAACUGAGGCUGUAUAUAAGCAACGAGUCCAGCUUCCUACCUCUGUGGGAGCUGGGCUUUUUCCAUCUUCCAUUAAAACACAUUGCUGCAUCACUUUAUGGGAGCGGCAAAGGGUGAACUGACGAUGUUCAUGCUAGUUCUGCCACCAGUUUCUGGCUUUCUUGUGAUCCUUCCUCUGAUCCCGGAUAUGUGCCAGAUUUGACAUCAUUUUCUAAUGUAGUAAAACUUGAUAGAACUACUGAUGCAGCAGAGUUUGGGUAAGGAGCACUUUCAAGGUGAUUAAAAAUGUGCAAUAAAGAUUCACAUUAAGCAUUAGACAAGAACUGAUUUCAUAAAUGCCUUGAGGCCUGUCUCAUGACCUUUAGCAUUCUGUUAGUACUGGUUAUUUACAUAAAAAAAGAGCCAGCAUGUCAAAUUUCAGUUGAAUUUAGUUUAAUAAAAACCGAUUUCCAGACAGGCUGACUGUGGUUCCAGGUAAGGUAGAAUAGAUUCAUUGCUCCUUAUUCCUCCCACAAAGUGUAACUAAAAUUCCCAAAUAUAUUUAUAAGAUGAAGAUAAGACUCUGAAGGAUAGAAAAAACAAGCUGGACUGACUAGGGACCUUGGGAGUUGAGGAACAACACAGGUGUGAGUUGCCUGGGUUUUCUUUUUGCCGCCUCAAUAUCCUAGGAUGGAUGCUGAAGAAUCCAGCAGGCCAGAAAUACCAAUGGCCAUAGACCAUAAAAGCCCCAUGAAAAGCCUGUUAUCUCUAGCCAAAGGGCAGGGAAAGGGUCAGCCUAGAAAGAACCCAAGCACCUCAAAAACAAAAUCCCCCCUCCUGUCAGCAGAGGCGUAGGGGAAGCCAGGGCUUCUGGACUACCACCCCCACCUGGCAAUAACCAGGUGAUGCACCCCUUCUUCUACCAGCACAUUGUCAGUGGAGGCCUGCUAAAAUAAAUAAAAUUCAGAGAUUCAUAAUAUAUGUUCAAAUGUAUGCCAAAUGUUUAGGAUAUAAUAAAAAAAAUCACUUGUCAAACCAAGAACCAGGGAGAUUUUGACUUGAGUGAGAGAAGACACCUGACAGAUGCCAACACUGAAACAACACAGAUACUGAAAUUAUCCAAGAAGGAUUUUAAGCUACCAUCGUAAAAAUACUUCAAUUAGCAGUUACUUGAAGAAAAAAAAAUUCCUGGCAAAGAAAUAUAAUACAAAAAUGAAAGAGGAACCAAAUGGAAAAUUUAGAACUGUAAAAUACAAUAACCAAAAUUUUAAAAGCUCACUGGAUGGGCCAAAUUGCAGAAUACAGAUGACAGUAAAGAAUUAGUGAGUCUGAAAAUAUAACUAUAGAAAUUACCCAAUCUGAACAAAAGAGAGAAAGUAGAGUGAAAAAAGAUGAAUAGGGCAUCAGGGACCUGUGGUACUACAAUAAAUGAUCUAGUGUUCAUUUUUUUAAAAUCAGAGUUCCAGAAAGAGGGGAUAGCGAUCGAGGCUGAAAAAGUACUUGAAUAAAUACGGCUAAAAAUUUCCCACAUUCGGCAAAAGACCUACAGAUUCAAGAGGUUGGGUGAACCCCAACAAAACCCCAAAGAAAUCUACACCAAGAUACAGCAUAAUCAAAUUUCGGGAAAGUAAAGACAAAGAAAAAAUCUUGAAAGCAACUAGAGAGAAAUGAUGCACUACUUAUGGAAACAAUGAUUUGAAUGUCAGUGGAUUUCAUAUCUGAAACCAUGGAGGCCAGAAGGAAGUGGCAUGACAUUUUUCAAGAGCUGAAAGAAAAUAACUGUCAACUCAGACUUCUAUAUUCCAUGAUAAUAUCCUUCAGGAAUGAAUGUGAAAUAAAGACAUUCUCAGAUGAAGGAAACUAAGAGAAUUUAUUGCCAAUAGAACUGCUGUAAAAGAACUGCUAAAGGAAGUUUUUCCAGCAGAAAAGAAAGGAUAAAAGAAGGAAACUUGAAACAUCAUGAAGAAUGAACAGAAAGGAUAAAAUAGAAGUAAAUUUAAUAGACUAUUCUCUUGAGUUUAAAAAAUUAUGUUUGACAGUUGAGGCAAAAAUUAUAACAUUGUAUGAUGUAGUUCUCAAUAUACAGAGAGAAAAUAUUAUAAGAGAAUUAUAAAGGGCACAGGAUAAUGGAACCUAAAUGGACAUAAAGUUUCUACACUUCACUUGAGGUGGUAGUAAAAUGUUGAGACCAGUAGGUUGUGAUUAGUUACAUACGUGUAACCUAAAGAAGCCACUUUUUUGUGCAGCAAAGAAAACCAUAAACAAAACGAAAAGACAGCCAACAGAAUGGGAGAAAAUAUUUGCUAAUGAUGCAACCAACAAGGGAUUAAUUUCCAAAAUAUACAAACAGCUCAUACAGCUCAAUAUCAAAAACAAAAACCCAAUCAAAAAAGGGGCUGAAGAUCUAAAUGGACAUUUCUCCAAAGAAGACAUACAGUGGCCAACAGGCACAUGAAAAAAUGUUCAACAUUGCUAAUUAUUAGAGAAAUGCAAAUCAAAACUACAAUGAGGUAUCACCUCACUCUGGUCAGAAUGGCCAUCAUCAAAAAGUCUACAAAUAAUAAAUGCUGGAGAGGGUGUGGAGGAAAAGGAACCCUCCUACCCUGUUGGUAGGAAUGUAAAUUGGUACAGUCACUACGUGGAACAGUAGGGAGGUUCCUUAAAAAACUAAAAAUAGAACUACCAUAUGACCCAGCAAUUCCACUACUGGGCAUAUACCCAGAGAAAACCAUAAUUCAAAAAGACACAUGCACCCCAAUGUUCAUUGUAGCACUAUUUACAAUAGCCAGGACAUGGAAGCAACCUAAAUGUCCAUCGACAGAGGAAUGCAUAAAUAAGAUGUGGUACAUAUAUACAAUGGAAUAUUACUCAGCCAUAAAAAGAAAUGAAAUUUGAGCUAUUUGUAGUGAGGUGGAUGGACCUAGAGUCUGUACAGAGUGAAGUAAAUCAGAAAGAGAAAAACAAAAUACUGUAUGCUAACACGUAUAUAUGGAAUCUAAAAAGAAAAAAAAAUGGUUCUGAAGAACACAGGGGCAGGACAGGAAUAAAGACACAGACGUAGAGAAUGGACUUGAGGACAUGGGGAGGGGGAAGGGUAAGCUGGGAUGAAGUGAGAGAGUGGCAUGGACUUAUAUUUACUACCAAAUGUAAAAUAACUACUGGGAAGCAGUCGCAUAGCACAGGGAGAUCAGCUGGGUGCUUUGUGGCCACUUAGAGGGGUGGGAUAGGGAGGGUGGGAGGGAGACGCAAGAGGGAGGAGAUAUGGGGAUAUAUGUAUAUAUAUAUAUAGCUGAUUCACUUUGUUAUAAAGCAGAAACUAACACACCAUUGUAAAGCGAUUAUACUCCAAUAAAGAUGUUUAAAAAAAUCUACGUAAACCAACAUCUAACCUCAUUAUUUAUGGUGAAAGACUGAAUACUUCCCCCUUAAGAUCAGGAAGAACACAAAGGUGUCUGCACUUACCAUUCUUAUUCAACAUAGUGCUAGAAGUUCUAGCCAAUGAAAUAAGGCAAGAAAAAGAAAAGCCAUAUUGAUUGGAAAGAAAGAAAGAAAACAGUCCUUAUUUGUGUUUAUAUGAUUAUGUACAUAGAAAAUCCCAAGGAAUACAAAACAAACUCCUAGAACUGAUAAGUGAAUUCAGCAGAUUUGCAGGUACAAGAUCAAUAUUUAAAAAUCAACUUUAUAUAUACUAGAAAUGAAUAUCUUAAAACCAAAUUUUAAAACUCAUGCUAUUUAUGAUCGCUCAAAUUAAAUACUUAGGUGUAAAUCUAACAAAACAAUAAAGGACCCGUAUGCCAAAAACUACAAAACACCAAUAAAAGAAAUCAAACAAUCUAAAUCAAUAGAGAGAUAUAACUAUGUUCAUGGAUUGGAAGACUCAAGUAAAGAUGUCAUUUUUUCCCCAAAUUGAUUUAUAGUUUUAACAAUAUUCCUACCAAAUUCUAUCAAUGCCUUUUAUACAUACAGAGAAGCUUAUUCUAAAAUUUAUAUGGAAAGGCAAAAAAACUAGAAUAGCUAAAACCUUUCUGGAAAAGAAUAGAGUAGGAAUAGUCACUCUAUUCAAUAUUAAGCUACAUCUAACGACAUUAAUCACAACAGUGUGAUACUGGUGAGGGACAGGCAGUUCUUAGACAUGACAUCAAAUGCACAAUCUACAAAAGAAAAAAUGAUAAAUCGGAUUUCAUCAAAAUUUUAAAACUUCUGCUCUGCCAAAGAUCUUGUUAGGAUGAAAAGACAAGAUACAGUCUGAGAGAAAAUAUCUACAACCACAUAUCUGACAAAGGGCUUUUAUCUAGAAUAUACCAAUCACUCUCAAAAUUCAAGAGUAAAAAACCAAUCCAGUUAGUAAAUGGGCAAAACACCUGAACCAACAUUUCACCAAAGAGGAGAUAUGGAUGGCAAAUAAGCACACAAAAAGAUGUUCAACAUCACUAGCCACUAGGAAAAUGCAAAUGAGUACAAUAACAUACCACUUCAUACCUAUUAGGACAGCUAAGAUACAACAUAGCAACAAUACCAAGUGCUGGCGAGGCUGCACAGAAAUUUCUCUCUCAUACAUUGCUGGUGGGAAUGUAAAAUGGUACAGCCACCCUGAAAAACAGUUUGGUAGUUUCUUAUAAAACUAAACAUAAUAUACCACACAAACCAGCAAUUCCACUCCUGGGCAUUUAUCUCAGAGAAAUGAAAUUUUACGUCCACACAAAAACGUAUACCCAAAUAUGCACUGCAGCUUUAUUUGUAAUAGUCCAAAACUGGAAACAAUCCGAAUGCCCUUCAAAUGGGUUAAUGGUUAAACAAACUGUGGUACUUCCAUACCAUGGAAAACUACUCAGCAAUGAAAAGGAAUGAAUUAUUGAUACAUGCAACAACCUGGAUGGAUAUCCAGAGAAUUACACUCAAUGAAAACAGACAAUCUCAAAAGGUCAUAUAUUGUAUGAUUCCAUUUGUAUAACAAUCUUGAAAUAACACAAUUACAGAGAUGGGGUACAGAUUGGUGUUUGCCAGGGAAAGGGGUGGGAUGAGGUAGGGUAUGCGACUAUAAAGGGAUAGCACAAGAGUUUCUUUUUGCUGAUGGAACAGUUCUGUAUCUCGAUUGUGGUGAUGUUUACGUAUAUGUGAUAAAAUCACACAGAUCUAUGCACACACAUACACACAAAAUGAGUGCACGUAAAAACUGUUAAAAACUGAAUAAG
Molecule: messenger RNA, 14722 nt
Organism: Globicephala melas (long-finned pilot whale)
Lineage: Eukaryota; Metazoa; Chordata; Mammalia; Artiodactyla; Delphinidae
Gene: SLC9A7
Product: solute carrier family 9 member A7
Biological process (GO): proton transmembrane transport; sodium ion import across plasma membrane; potassium ion transmembrane transport
Cellular component (GO): plasma membrane; recycling endosome
Molecular function (GO): potassium:proton antiporter activity; sodium:proton antiporter activity
Source: RefSeq, a predicted model, not a curated record